AAGUAGGCGCUAGGGUCCGAAUGUGGUCCAGAUCGGAGGCUGGAUAAAAGAGACUCUCAUAAUCUGACGUGAACUCAGAGCCACGCGAGUGGCCGCGCGAUCCGGUCCGUGCGUUUGAAUAAUUUCGGUGUUAGAACGCACCAUGUGGUCGAAAAGGAUCAUAAAAUUCGCCAGAUCAAAGUGCAUUUUUAUUAUUCUGGGACUCUGCGUUACGCAGGGCCUCGGUGAAAAUGCGGGAGGAGGAAAUCUACCCGGUCAAUCGACCGAUCUCGGCAAUCCUUCCGAGGGUUCCUCCGCGGAAGCCACCCCUAGAAAUUCGUCGCCGAGCCCCGAGAUCGUCGCGGGGAUCACGCGAAUAACGAAGCAACCUUUCAACUGGGAGGCGUUUCCUGAGGGCGAAGAGUUUUCUCUUGACGAGAAAAAAAAGGCAGAAGUGACGGGUAAUAAAGAAGAGACGAAAGCACCUUCGACCUUAACAUCGCCUUCCGAGGGUAAAAAUUUAGGGGAAGAAAUCGGCACUACGGCCCUUCCGACGAUAUCUCGUAAGAAAAAUCGCGGGGCUAAGAACGGUGAGCGUCGUCGUCGAAUGAAACAUAUUUCAGGUAAAUUGUCGCAUGGGAAUGAGAGCGACUCGUCCGUAUCCGGUUCGCAGUAUAUUUCAAGCGAUUCGAAUAUUCGUGACGGAAUAAACAUCGAGUUGAACAAUGUUCAGCCUCCUAAGAAAGAUAGAUCGAAUUUUCAAGGAGGUAGGGUAUCCCGCAGGAGGAAACAGAGCUGCAGAACGAAUAACUGUAAGGACAAAAAGCUGAAGGACGUUAAGGAUAGGAUAAAAAAAUUGAGGAUCGAGAGACGCAGGAGAAGAAACAGGGAAAGAAAACGUAAGAACAAACUGAGUCAUGGCGAUAGAAGAACGCGAAAAGGUAGAAAACAAAAUAAACUUGCGAACGAACCAGCCGCGUUGCACAUGCCCGUGUCAACGGACUCCGAAGUCAACGUAACCAAUUCGCGGCACAAGGAUUCGGAACAUCCGAAAUCUCACGUGGAAAAAUCUCCUCCUCCUCCUCUGUCGCCCGAUCAACGCGACGAGGAGCGCAUUUUCGAAACCAGAGUACACCUGCAAAGAGUAUCGGUUACAACGGACGAUGCGGAUUUGAAAACUACCCGAGAUCAUCGUCAGGAAAAUGUCGAAAAAGAGUUUUCCAAACAGUUCGAAAAAGAACUCGCAAAAUCGGAGACCCGCGAAGAGAAUUGGUUGAAAUCUAGCAAAAAAUUGUCAAAAAUUAUACCCUCCAGUUUAUCGCCGCUCGGUAUCGAAAAUUUGAAGGACUCGAGAUUCGUUGGCAAAAAAUUUUCCGAAAUCAAUGCCGCCGAAGAAAAUGAGCUGCCAUCGGACGACGCCAGAUAUUAUCAGGAUCGCGUUAUCGGCGAUAUUUUACUGUCGAAAUUGGCAAAUUAUCAUCAAAUUCGUUCCACGAAUUCGUUCGGCGAACGUCACAACACUUCCGUUCUCGCAGCUACCGAACAACCGACGUUAUCGGGUGAAAAAGAUCUUUCAAGUUUUGAGAGAACGCUCGAUAAAGUCGAAACGAACGUUGAGGAUAUCAAGGGCGAUUUGUCCUGCAUAAACGGAACAUUCUUACCAGCGCCUUUGUCAAGACACGCCCUCAUCAAAUAUGUUAAGUCCUCGACACCGGGUCACGAGUAUCUCGAAGCCGACUACGAAUGCACCAAAGGAUAUAAUAUGGUGACAACGUCGCGUCGUUUGCUCUGUAAUAAUCGACGAUGGGUUGGCGAGAUGCCAAAGUGCAAACUGCUACAGAAUCCAAACGAUAUUUGCUCGGAUUCACAUUGCGAGCAACUCUGUAGGGACAAUAACGGCGUUCCCACCUGUUCGUGUUACAGAGGAUUUCGCCAAGAUGGAAACAAGUGUAUCGAUAUCAACGAAUGUGAUAAGGAUAAUGGCGGUUGCGAAUUUUCAUGUAUCAAUACGCCAGGAUCGUUCCGUUGUGAAUGUCCCAAAGGAAUGAGACAGGGUGAUACCAAGUAUACUUGUAUGGAUAUCAACGAGUGUCUUCUGAACAACGGGCACGGUCCUUGUCAAGACACGUGUUAUAAUUUGGAAGGAGGUUACAAAUGUUCCUGCGAGGGUAUACCGGGAACCGUGUUAGGAGCGAACAAUCACAGUUGUCGCGACGCGGGACCAUGCGGUACGAAUAACGCGGGAUGUUCUCACACGUGUCUUUCGACAAUGGGUCGAGUAUUUUGUCUGUGUCCCGACGGUUUUAUGCUCGAGGACGAUUGGAAGACGUGCCAAGAUGUCGACGAGUGCGCGGUACCGGAUCUACAGACAAUAGUUUGCGAACACGGUUGUAUCAACACUCCGGGAUCGUACAGAUGCGCCGAACCACCCGAAAUGCGGGAUGAACCGCCCUCCAACUUUUUGUUGAAAUCCUGCGAGACUGGCUUCGAAAGUGGCCUCAACGGGGAGAACUGUGUCGAUAUCAACGAGUGCUCGAUAUCGAAUGGCGGGUGUCAAGAAGUUUGCGAAAAUACAAUCGGAAGUUAUUUCUGCGCUUGUAACGGAGACGAAAGGCUUCUGUCGUCCGAUGGGAAAACGUGCGUAGAUAUCAACGACAUCGCUUGCCCUGCUCUAAAUCCCUCGGGAAGAGGCUACGUUAUAUGCUCGCGAUUGUUAACCCCAAAACCAUGGAGGGGGAGAAAAAGGGUCAUCAACAGACCCGGUACCAAGUGUUUACUCAGAUGCCCUUACGGCUACCAAUUAAGAGGAGAGUACGAACUCACCUGCGGGACGAACGGGGAUUGGAUUGGCUCGAAACACGGGGAAUGCGUCAGAUACAGUAAACCAAGGUUGGAUUGUCCCCAAAAUAUCAUCGCGGAAGUUCCGCCGGGGCAAUCCGAAGCUUUCGUAACGUUUGCACAGCCUUCGACGGAUCUCGAUUGGUUCCGAUACGUGAGAUCCGAACCUUCGUGGGGAACGAGACUGGAGGCUAAUUUACUACCGGGCGAACACAAGGUCACCUUUAUCGCGAAACAUCCGGUUUCCAAAAAACAGGCUACCUGCACUCUACACAUUUCCGUUAAACCCGGCGAAGCUCCCAGGAUAAAAAACUGCCCGCAAAACAUCGUAACGUCGGCUAAAAACAGGACACUCGUUACCUGGACCGAGCCUAUAUUCACCGAUAACGUUAAAAUCACGAACGUAAUCAGCAAUAAGAAUUCGGGCCACUUGUUUUCCAUCGGUGAUCACAAAAUCCAUUACGAAGCAAGCGACGAAGCUGGUUGGACGGCGACUUGUGAUUUUCUGAUAACGGUUAAAAGUGACUGAAUAAUAAUAAGGAUAAUACGGUAUACGUAUAUAUUGUAUACGACUCUGCCGAAAAAAGAGAUGAAGAUUAAUAAUCAAAUAUAAUAUCUGAACUGAUUCUUCAGUGCAGCGAAAAAAACGAAAAGAUAAAACUUUGAAAAAGACAAUUUUAAUCCAUGCGUAUAUGAUUAUAGCAUAACAAUAAUAUCGAAUUCGCGAAACCAUCGCAGAUCUUUAUUCGAUUUCAAAAUUUUGCGGUAACUUCUCCGAUGAUUGAUUCGAAAAAAAUCAAAGAACUAAACGUAUAAAUGAUACCAAGGUGAAAACCAUGAUAUUAAUCCUGCGCAGUAAUAUACAUACCUAUACGUACGUACGUUUCCGACGUUUCUCAUUCGGUUCUACGUAUGAGAUCUGAUGGUCGUUGGCCAUUAAUUCGUUGCAGUCCCAGAUGAUUGAACAUAUCAAAGUUUGUAAUCUGUGUCAGUAGAUCAAACCGGGCGACACAGCUGCAAUAUAAUACACGUUACAUAGACAAUGGUACGAUAUGAUAUAUCCGACCAUAAAACUAGCUGAAAAAACAAACGAUACAUUAAACUUGGAAAUUACGUCAUCGAAUGAAUUAAUGUCGUUAUCGUCAUUCCUUGGGGCAUAUUAAUAUUAAUAAUAAUAAAUAAUAAGAAUGAUAAUGAUAAUAUACCGAAUAAGAAUUACAUUAUUUCAGAACCAGGAACUGUCCUCAUUUCUACUGUAUGAAUAAAUAUUAUGCAACCAACAAAUGCAUUCAUUGUCAUGACACAUAAUCUCAUCAUUUCUCUACCGACGAAAA
Messenger RNA from Athalia rosae (coleseed sawfly), 4151 nucleotides. RefSeq lists its product as uncharacterized. The transcript has 13 exons. Gene Ontology annotation, molecular function: calcium ion binding. Lineage: Eukaryota; Metazoa; Arthropoda; Insecta; Hymenoptera; Athaliidae. The coding region runs from base 143 to 3346 and encodes 1067 amino acids. The record is from RefSeq and is a predicted model, not a curated record.